GCUGCGGUGGAGGCAGGAGCAGAGUUGGCAUUUCCUGGCUGCUCCCAUGGUUAGGCAGUGGGGCAGCAGAGGCUGCUUCUGACCUGUCUGCUGGGCCUCGUUUUCAGCCUGUUUGAAAGCAGUACGUUGUUACAGAGUUUGAGAGCUACAAAUCCCACAGACCUACUGGUAAGGGUGUACCUGCCUUCUGUUGUAAGCAGAAUGCCCUGACCUUCCUGGGCUGUUGGCACCGGUAGCUGUGGCUAUGUAAACUUCCAUCAGCAGCACAGCUGAUCCAGCAGCUAUGACUAGAAAAUACAUUCCUCCUUCCACCUCCAGGUGGGGCUUCUGACCACAGGGAGCAAGCUUGAAACCUGCAGUGGGAUGUACAGCCCUGCAGGCAGCUCAGCUCCUGGGGAUUACAUCAGCAAGGUCUCCUCAGAAAAAUGUGCCCAUGUCCCACGGUGCCUUUGCAGGGAAGCAUUGCCUGGUUUUGUAUCCAGUUCCUCAUUCAACUUACACACUACUUUUUUGGCAAUUUAGUGACCCGGCAGCCAUCAGGGUUAGUUGCUUGAAGAGAAAUGAAAUUGAAUAAAUCAAUUAAAUCAAGACUGGCAACAGCAAAGCAAACCUCAGCAACAAAAGCAGCACUUGAUGAGGUGCCUGGUUCCCUCAGCCCCAGCUCACAACCUCAGGCUGCUACCUAGAUUUAGGCAUAUGAGUAGGAACCUCUCCAUUUGAAGUGAGUGCAUGUAGACUUUGUCAGGUCAGGAGACCCAGCUUCAGAGUCUGGGAAACUGAUCACUGCUGCUGAUUCAUUUAGGCCCUGGGGUUGCAGCAACAGUGUGGAGCAGCAGCACUUCUUAAAAUAAAUUUGACACCAGAUUGCAAAGAGCUUUAUUGUCAGCAUCCUAUAAAGUUCCUUCUGUUGCUCAGAGAUCUUGCUGUGUUUUGUGUGAGCAUGUGUUUGUUUUUCAAAAAAUCCUUUGAACAUUUGGCUCAUAUCCUUGACAGACACAGCCCUCCAUCACAUCACUGACCUCAGGGUGCUGAACCACUGCUUCAGAGAACCCCUGGGCUGCCAGCACCAACCCAGUGGCCAAGUGCUGUGCUCACUGCUCUCUUUUCAUGGCUUGUGCAGUUCUUAUGGAGUAGAGAUGAGGCUUUUCCUGAAGAGCAUGGAUGCUGGGGACACUACGUUUAGCCAUGUUUGAUGGAAAAGCUCCCUGGCUCCUUUGAAAACCUGUGUUACACAAUGAGGUGUGCAGCCAGUAGGGGAGGUCUCUCCUAGGACCUAUUCUCAGUUGUCUUUCUUGGACAGCAUCAGGUCUACCUUUCCUGGAGUGCUAAGUAUUGUUAAGCAAAAAUAGCAAAAGGAGUAAUGAGUGGUUCAGGAAGCAGCCUGCAGCAUGGGAUGCUAAUAAACCAUGAGCUGCUCUGCUCUGCCUGCUGCUCCAGAUAAAUUUUUGUUAACCCCUUUAUGAAGCUUUCUUUGCUUUGUUAAGAAAUAAUCCGGGAUUUCCCUUCCUGGUCAUUAUGUUUGCUAUGUUUUAUCCUUCUCCAGGGCUUGUCAGCCAUCACAGAGACAGCUGGAGAGGAGUCAGAGCCCUCCUGUACCCCUCUCCCCCUUCUUUCUUUUUAAAGUUUCUCUUAAUGAAACCUAAAGCAGAGCAGAGCGUUCCGUGUGCAAGGCAGGGAUUAGUGAGCAUCUGCUGUCAUCCUCCCUGAAAACAGUGCCACGUGUUUCCAGCCUCGGGGGGCAGGAGCAAGGGCAGUAUUGGAGCACUCAUGGACAGGGUGGGAGACGACCUGUUCUCUGAAUAGGUUCUCUGAACUCUGCCCUAAAGAUUACAGCUGAAUAUUGGGGCAAGUGUGAACGGCUAGAUGAUGGGCUUGCUGUGGCUGUCCAAGCUCUCAGCAGUUCACAGGGAGCUUUGCCUGUGGCCAAGUAACCAGCCAGCCACAGGCUAUUCAAUCAAAAGAUGUGCGAGCACUCCAUCCUUCGGGUUGUUUGAAGAUGGUGUCUUACACCUAGCCAGGCCAUGGCUUACGUCCAGCCUUCUGGAAAUGCUCUUGGCUGCAGCCUGAUGAUGCACAUGGGCUGUGCUGCUGCUGAAACUGCCUCUGCAGAGCCUGCCUUUGCUGCCCUCAUCUCUAUCUCACUUCCAGAAUAGGAGCUAUGCACAGUCAUUCUUCUUGUUUUAAUACCUUGUGUUACGAGUGGUAACUUGUGUUACUAGUGGGGGAAAAUAAUAAAUGGAUACGCAUAGAAUUUAUUUACUUCAUAACUAUUCUUCCUCGAGGUUUACAUAUUUAGCCAAUAAACAUGCCUUUUAUAGAAGGAGCUUUAUGCUUUGCCUUCUAAGCAGAUGCAGCAUUGCUGAUUUCCUGGGAUCUCAGGAUCAUAAAAAUUACAGAGCGGAGCAGUGUGAAGAACCAGCAGGAUCCUGUGCUGCUCCUCUCCUGCAGCCCAGUGAGGACUGUAGUCCCCCUGCAGUGCACUCUCUCUGAAGCUCAUUUUGCAUCUUUUAUUGCUGAAUUUCCUGACUGCACCUCCUGGCCUCUUUCAUUGGUUUCACCUGCUCUUGGGUGUGAUGUUCCAUGUUUUCACUCAGGGCAGACUGAACACGAGCAAGGCAUUUUCUGUAUGCAGGGUUGCGGAGGGGAGCAGCCCAGUGUGGUGGGGUCUGCUUGGAGAUCCUCAAUUAAGUGGCAGUAGCAGAGUUCCCAGCUGCUCUAGCCCCCGAGUCCCAGUGGUCUGAAGUCUCCAUUUUGGCUCUGACGUUGAGUUGUAUCUCGGCUACGUGCUGCUGGUUGAUACUGCACCCUUUGGGAUGUGUUGCUGGUUAAUAUUCCAGUGGCAGCAUUCCCUCAAAACCAACCCCAAGGCUGCCGUAACCAGUGGGAUUUUUCUUGAUUGGUGCACGCAGUGUCCGCUGAGCUCUCCCCUCCCAAGCAGGAAGCGACAAAGUCAGCCUGUUGCUGAAUUGAAUAGAAGGAAGUCUGCACACUUACGCAAAAAAAUUGGCAGAAGUUGGAUCGCGAACGAAACAACAAGUGCUGCUGCAGAGAUUAGAGAAAUUGCAGGGGCUGGUAGCUGUCUCUGGGGGAGAUUUACACAGCUUUCUGCGCAGGAUUAAUUCUUCCAAGCCAUUACUUUGCGGGUGGGCGCACCUCCGAUCAGCACCCCACGCCGCUCUGACUCCGCUAUCUCCGUCCGUUCAUUGCACUCUGAGUCCAACAUGUCCUUGCGCUCAACGUUCUCACUCCAUGAGGAAGAGGAGGAGCCAGAGCCACUGGUGUUUGCUGAACAGCCGUCCGUGAAGCUGUGCUGCCAACUGUGCUGUAGUGUGUUUAAGGAUCCAGUCAUCACAACCUGUGGGCACACGUUUUGUAGAAGAUGUGCCUUAACAUCUGAGAAGUGCCCUGUGGACAACGCCAAGCUGACUGUGGUGGUGAACAACAUUGCGGUGGCUGAGCAGAUCGGGGAGCUCUUCAUUCACUGCAAGUAUGGCUGCCGGCCUGCAGCCAGCAGUAAGCCUGCUGCCUUUGAGGUGGACCCCCGUGGAUGCCCGUUUACAAUUAAACUGAGUGUCAGGAAAGAUCAUGAAAGCAGCUGUGAUUACAGGCCAGUUCGUUGCCCCAAUAACCCCAGCUGCCCACCUCUCCUGAAAAUGAACCUGGAGGCACAUCUGAAAGAGUGCGAACACAUCAAGUGUCCCCAUUCCAAGUAUGGGUGUACAUUCAUAGGAAAUCAAGACACCUAUGAGACCCAUUUGGAGAUGUGCAAGUUUGAGGGUCUGAAAGAGUUUCUGCAGCAGACAGAUGAUCGCUUCCAUGAGAUGCAGGUGGCAAUGGCCCAGAAGGACCAGGAAAUUGCCUUCCUGCGCUCCAUGCUGGGGAAGCUCUCGGAGAAGAUUGACCAGCUGGAGAAGAAUCUGGAACUCAAGUUUGAUGUGCUGGAUGAGAACCAGAGCAAGCUGAGCGAGGACCUGAUGGAGUUCCGCAGGGAUGCCUCCAUGCUGAAUGAUGAGCUCUCCCACAUUAAUGCUCGACUCAACAUGGGCAUCCUUGGAUCCUAUGACCCUCAGCAGAUCUUCAAGUGCAAGGGGACCUUUGUGGGGCACCAGGGCCCCGUCUGGUGUCUGUGUGUUUACUCCAUAGGAGAUUUGCUCUUCAGCGGCUCUUCAGACAAAACCAUUAAGGUGUGGGAUACCUGUACCACAUACAAGUGCCAAAAGACCCUGGAAGGUCACGAUGGAAUUGUACUGGCUCUCUGUAUCCAGGGGAACAAGCUAUACAGUGGCUCUGCUGACUGCACCAUUAUUGUCUGGGAUAUCCAAAAUCUGCAGAAAGUGAACACGAUCCGAGCGCAUGACAAUCCUGUUUGCACUUUGGUCUCCUCGCACAACAUGCUGUUCAGUGGCUCCCUCAAAGCCAUCAAGGUCUGGGAUAUCGUGGGUACCGAGCUCAAACUGAAGAAAGAACUGACAGGUCUCAAUCACUGGGUGCGAGCACUGGUGGCUUCUCAAAACUAUCUGUACAGCGGAUCGUACCAAACCAUCAAGAUUUGGGACAUCCGAAACUUGGAGUGUGUGCAUGUGCUGCAGACAUCAGGAGGCAGCGUCUACUCCAUUGCUGUUACAAACCACCACAUCGUGUGUGGCACCUACGAGAACCUCAUCCAUGUUUGGGACAUAGAGACCAAGGAACAAGUCCGCACACUGACUGGUCACGUGGGUACAGUUUAUGCCCUUGCUGUCAUCUCCACACCAGAUCAAACCAAAGUCUUCAGUGCAUCAUAUGACCGGUCUCUCAGGGUGUGGAGCAUGGACAACAUGAUCUGUACUCAGACGCUGCUGCGGCACCAGGGCAGUGUCACUGCCCUUGCAGUCUCCAGGGGCCGCCUCUUCUCUGGCGCUGUGGACAGCACUGUAAAGGUCUGGACGUGCUAGCGAGAGCCGCCCUAGUUCUACACACUGAAAGACCAAAAAUGCCUCCCUCCGUCGGCCUGCUGGGUGAUGCCACCACUCCGAAGAACUGCUGCAGCUCCUCUCUGCACCGAGCACUGCCCGCUGCUGCCUGUCAGCUGCGGUUCUCCCCCUUGCAAGGACCCCGGCGGGCAGCUCUCAGGAUAGAUCUGGCCCACGGAUGCUCCAGUUGUUCCCUCGGAUCUGCCACGUGGGAAUGCAGAAGAGCUGCAUGGUGCCCUCACCGCAGUGUGCCGGUCAUAUUGGCCAGCACCGGGACCCAGUGGUUUGGGUGGGCGCAGGUGGGGGCUGGGAGGUGGUCCCAUGUAAAUGGUAGAGCUGAGCAUUAGGCCGUGCCCUGGGUUAGGUCCCCAAGCCCUUUCUGUCUCUAGUAUUUAAUUUUACUGCCAAGAUGUCAGGCUGAUCCAUCUGGGAAGAGGUGUUUUCUUGAGUAGCCAGGUACGAUUUUUACGCCACUGCUAGUUCUCAGAUAACACAAGCCCAUUGUUCACCGCCCUGUAAUAAUGGUUUCCACAUUAAAGAGAAAAAGCCUCUGUUGCAUUUUUACUCACAUUUUCUACUGUUUUUAAGAUUGUAAUAUAGAUUUGAUUAUUUCUUCAUUGACAAUAAAAGUGGAAAGAGUU
Messenger RNA from Centrocercus urophasianus (Greater sage-grouse), 5593 nucleotides. It is a transcript of the gene TRAF7, whose product is annotated as TNF receptor associated factor 7. Gene Ontology annotation, molecular function: protein binding; zinc ion binding. The transcript has 18 exons. The record is from RefSeq and is a predicted model, not a curated record. Bases 3222 to 4934 code for a protein of 570 amino acids. Gene Ontology annotation, cellular component: nucleolus. Gene Ontology annotation, biological process: Notch signaling pathway; ribosomal large subunit assembly. Lineage: Eukaryota; Metazoa; Chordata; Aves; Galliformes; Phasianidae.